GAGAGAGAGAGCUGCUAUCACACAUAUACAAACACACACACUCACACACACGCGCGCGCGCGGACUAUAUUUGGGACUGAGCGCAGAGAGGAACAGUUGGUGUCGGGCUGUUGGAUGUUUCUGACACACACUCACACAAACACACACUUACACACACACACACACACACACACACACACACACCGGUACCACCACCACCAGCAGCAGCAGCAGCAGCAGCUCAGGUGCUGAUCGGGCCGAAGAGCCCUGAAGACUAACAGACAGACAUGAUCCCUUUUUCUCCCUGAGGAACUGACCAAUCAGCAGUCAGGAUGAUGCCAAAGCAGUUGGCUCAGACGUCUCCAGGUAGUGUUUUGUCUCUGAGAGGCCCCAGCGUCCCGGGAUCGCCUGCAGCCGCCAUCGUGGCCAGAGUGGACGAUGGAGUCAUCGGCUAUAAGGACUUGGCAGCGUUGCCGACAGAUAAAGCCAUUCUGGACAUCGAGAGACCUGAUCUGAUGAUCUACCAACCGCACUACUGCUACAGUCCUCUGGAGAGGUCUCUGUCUCCUCGCUCCAUCUCUCCUCCUCUCUCUCCAGAGAACCUCUGCAAGGAGGCCCGGGAAUGGCUGGAGAACCGGUCUCCUGGAGGUUCCUCUCCUGGUUCCACCAUCCAGAGCAGCAGAACCCACAGCGGACACACACCUCCAACACCCAACACACACAUCACACACACACUGUCCUCUGGAACCAAGAUCAGCAUGCAGCACUUCCACAGACCAGAAAAUGGCUCCAACAUCUAUAAGAAGCCUCCCAUCUAUAAACAAGAUGUGUCGUCUCCGCUGCCUCUGGGGAAACACAUCGAGGAUUUGAUCAUCGAGUCGUCAAAGUUCCCGGCAGCUCAGCCUCCAGAUCCAAGCCUGCCGUCUAAGAUAGAGACAGAGUACUGGCCCUGCCCCCCCUCUCUGGCUGUGAUUGAGAAGGAGUUGAGGACGAGGAGUCAGAAGGAUGAAGAGGAGGAAGACGGAGAGCUGGACGAUGAAAUCUGGGGCCUGAGAGCGCUUCAGACUCAAGAGCUCAACAAGAUUCAGUCUAAUCUGGGAAAAAUCAUCCUGAAGGAAGAGCUGGGAAAGUCUGCAACUCCUCUGAGGAGGAAAACCAGAUCACUACCAGACCGCAGCCUACACACUGGCUCCAACGCCUCCAGGUCCGUAUAUUUCCCAGCAUCCUCUAGGACGGGCCUGUCCAGGCUCCAGUCGGCAGAGUUCAGCUCGUCUGACAAAAGUCCUGCAGGUGUUCAGAACGGAGACUCGAGGAUGGACAGAGGAAACUCUCUGCCCAGCAUGUUGGACCUGAAGAUCUUCCCAUAUGAGACGCUGGUGGUGACUCACAGAGGACGACGCAAACUUCCUCCAGGAGUGGACCGGACCAGACUGGAGAGACACCUCUCCCAGGAGGAGUUCUUCAGUGUUUUCGGGAUGUCCAUCGAGGAGUUUGACGGCCUCUCUCUCUGGAAGAGGAACAACCUGAAGAAGAAGGUGUGUCUCUUCUGACGCUGCUGGGACUGCAACUCCCACAAUCCCCUGCUCUUCCCGGAUCACUGCAGGAUCCUGAAACCGCCGCGGACUCGGAACCAAAACCGCCAUUAUCAGCACCGCCACCAUCAGACAGCAGCUCACUGUUAGUCAGACCAUCAGUUUGUGGGUGAUGCAGGUUUCAGGUUUCAUGUUUCAUGUUUGGAGUGAUUUUUAGAUUUGCGCUGCACACACUAACUCCACCAGCUGCAACUGUACAGAAAAUCAGCUUCAGUCUCUAAAUGUCUGCAGAAAAUCAUGAAUGCCUAAACUACUGAGCAAAUAAUCAAUAUCACAGACCUUCUAACAAGCAGGGACACAUUAGGAAGAAUACAUUCAACUAAAACUAAUAAUAACCAUGUGUGUUAUUUAUGGCCCAGGUGUGGCUUUCAUCCUUUAAUAUCAGCUUUGUCAUCUGUCUAAAAGACUAACAGGAACCAGUCAGAUAAGUCCUGCUCUGAAUCUGCCAAAUUAACUCUGCAAACAGAUUUCAGAGUCACAUGAAACCAAUAUGUGGAUUUAAGAAUCUGUCCCUGCAUGUGGAGGUCCAGACUUUGCAGGAAGCUGAAGCUCAGCUGUUUGGUUGUAACUGCGGCAUUCUGGGAGAUGAAGUUAAUUCUGACAUCGAUCUGACUGGAAUCUCUCUGGAUUACAGAAGGCGAAACGUUAAAGCGACUAGCUUGAGCUUUAAAAGUUAUCCAUACAGUAGAUUAUACAUUACAGAUGAAACCUUCUGUGAGUUUAGAGACAGAAAUCUAUUUUCAUCACACUGGAUUUAUUCAACUGAGCGACUGAAGUAAAUAAUUUAUUUUUUAGCUUCCAGCUGCAGUCGGGCAUUAAACCAACAUUCCUGCUGACUCAAAGUCAGGUUUCAAUAAAGAUUAAUAUCUGCUGAUCGAUUAUCAACUUGCUGAUUUGCAAGAAAAAGUCCUUUUUAGCGACCUUUCAAAAGCACUGUUCCUAUUGGCUUAGCCAGUUAUGAUGUCACAGUGAUAGCGUUUCUGUCCCAGCACCAAAAAGAACAACAAGGAGACAGUUUGAUCGUUCAGGCUCAGCACACAACGUUAGCGCUGGACUCACUAAUGAUCAGAGGCGACACAAAGAAACAUUCAAUGAUUCAUUUAAGAACAAAACUUCUAGUGGUUCGUUCUUCUUCCCACGCUGUCCGUCAUUGGUCAGAAUAAAACUCGACAGGGACCAAAUGGAUAGGUGUUGACCCCUGUUGACCCCCACUAUACCUGGUAGUACUGUAGAGCUGAAAUGACUCAAUUAGUUGAUUGACAAAAAAAAAGUAGCCACAAUUUUGAUAAGUGAUUUAUGGUUGAACUGUCUGGUAGCAGCUUCUCAGAUUUUCAUAUUUUCUAGUUUUCCAGUUUUGAUAGAUGAUAGUGAACUCAACAUCUUGAUUUUUACUGUUGGUCAAAGAAAAAAAAACAUCUGAAUAUUUUCACUUGAGUUUCAGGGAUGAUGAUCAGCAUUUUAUACACUGUAGAAGUCAAAGGUUUCAGCCUGCAGUACUACAAAGGAACAACAGACAGGUUUACUUUUGGCUCUGCUGGUCGACGAUCAAACUGCCUCCUCCUCGUUUCUUCUUCGUGUUCAGCAAACGUCACUGCCCUGUUUGAUCUAGAAACUCCUGCACACACAGACACACAGAGACACUCACCUCUGAGGGAUUGUUUUGCAGUGUAGAAGAAGAACCUUUACGAGCCAGA
This is a messenger RNA of Scomber japonicus (chub mackerel), 3265 nucleotides long. Its product is annotated as dematin-like. Gene Ontology annotation, biological process: actin filament bundle assembly; cytoskeleton organization; lamellipodium assembly. Gene Ontology annotation, cellular component: actin cytoskeleton; plasma membrane. Gene Ontology annotation, molecular function: actin filament binding. The coding region runs from base 312 to 1529 and encodes 405 amino acids. The record is from RefSeq and is a predicted model, not a curated record. The transcript has 17 exons. Lineage: Eukaryota; Metazoa; Chordata; Actinopteri; Scombriformes; Scombridae.